GGAACCGUAAAUCCACUACGGAUGGGGCGGCGUAGAGGUAGCUGCCGCCGGCGGGGCGUAUUGGCUCCAACCGCGGGGACAAUGUUUGUAAGCUUGAUUAUCUUACUGUUGAUAUUUGGUAUGCCAUUUUCAGUUAAAAGGAUGUGAAAGGAUUGCCUGGUCAAGGAGGAUUAUUGAUUUAUUGUAUGCGAAUCACCGUCUAGUUGUUGAGAUUCCUAUGCUGUUUGUCAGGAGCACGCAAAUAUGCUGAAUGAAAGACGUCGUUGAAGCUGAACAUAGAGCUAUGCUAUAGCAGUGAACUGUGGCUUGUUUUUGUUAGUAAUUUUCGAAAAACGGGUUGAGAAUCAAUAUAUAAACGAAAUUUAUAGCUUUUUGUACACUUUCCAAAGGUUAUGAUUUGCCCUAUUGUGUUUUACCCGAAUACAAAUUUACCCUUGGAUGAUCUAAAUGAUGCAUGCUGAUUGAGCGCUCAAAAGGCCCAAGACAUUUAUAUAUUAUAUCAUGUUCGUAUUCAUUUUUUGCAAUGAAUGUAAAGUUGGUUGAUUUCUCCUCAGCAAUUUAUUUAAAAUUUUUUAAAUAAAUUUCUUGUUUGAUCUAAUUGUGAUUCCUUUUAUUUUGUAAGAAAAAGUUUCAAUUUUAAUUUUCCUUGUAUCUUUUCUUGUUCACAUUGGAAUAUCUUAUUGAACUUGUGUUGGCUCAUGAUUUAUGCUGGUAAGUUAAACUAGGAUGUUCAUAUCUGCCUUUACAGUCAUAAUUCUUAUUUUUUACUAUUUCUGAACUUUUCUAUGCAAGGAUUUAAUUCAGUUUAUUAUGCUAGCAUCAAUCAGGCUACAAAAUUUGGAGUUUAUGAUCUCUUUGUAUAUUAGAUUACUAAUAAAAGCAAGUUUUCCUUUUGCAGAUGGUGUUGGCAUAUGCUAUCCUUGAUUUCAUUUUUACUAACAUAAUGACUAAAUUCCUCGGACGUAUUAUUCUGUGUCUCUUUUGAUUUGUUGUCAAUUGGCUGUUUGAUGUGACACAGUUUUGUAAAUAGACAAAUGAUUUAUGCUCUUUUAGAGUGCUGUUCCUUUUAUUGUCUAUGUAAUGUUCUUGUAGUUUCAUUUCUGGUAUCGUACUCAAAGUCAUUGAUUUCAAAAGUGCAUUUUGUACUCUAGAUGGUGCUAAAUUCUUGAUAUCUCAUUAGAAUUCUAUUUAAUCAUGUUUUCUUAUGGUUCAUAUUCGUCUUGCCCUGUAUUUUCUAUUGAAUUGGGCACUUUUCAUCCGAUGGUUCAUCUUCCUCUUGUAUGUUGCAUGCAACUUCUUGCCUAUAUGUUUGUGUAACUGUCCUUGCUAUCAUGUGCUUUUAGUAGGGUUUAGAAGUUUUUUCAUUAUGUUCAUUUCAUGUUUGAAGUUUCUCUAUUUUAUCAAUUUAUAUGUGUUGUUUCCGUGCAACAUGCAUUAUUAGUUGUUGCUAAUUUUGCUCUUAUUUGGAUAAUGCAAGUAGGUCGUUUGAGAUAGAUUUCCAUAUAACAUUCAAAAGAAAAUAGUUAAUAAACAUUAACUUCAAAACAGCAUGUUAUUGGCAGAAACGCCACAUUUGGAUGCCUGUUGUCUUCAAUGAGUAUCCUAGUGUAGCAUUGUUGGGCUGGGAGGUGAUUCCUUUCAUUUUUCAUAGUCCUAAUUGUUUGUUUAAUGUGAAUACAGGUCUUCAUCGUCCCCAACCGAAGAACAUACUUUCAGUCAAACAUUUUGUCACACAAAUUUCUGUUAUUGAAAUUGUCAGGUGAAACAUUAUCCAGUGCUUUCCUGGAAAAGAGUGAGUGUACAUUACUAUUCUUCAACUUCAAUUCCAAUUUGCAUUCUGUUUUCUGCGCAUGUUUAUGAUCUCUCCAUAUUGCAUGCUGUAUUCAAGAAAAGAAUAAUGUAAAGAGUUGUCUCCCAAUUGAAGCAGUUAGGCUGAUGAACUGCCUGUUAACUUGAGGUAUCAGAUAAAAAGAAUAUAAGGAAGCAAUUUAUGGAUCAGGACUUCGGUGAUUGAAAUAAUAAGACUAAUAAGAUAGCUUGAAUCAAUCAAGAACUAAAAUUUUUUAGAUUCAGGCAGUUAACAUGAGUUCAUUACAAAGAAUUCUAGGGAGUAAGUUUUAUAGUGUAGGCUUUAUUAUAUUUCAUAGGUGUGCUUUUGAUCUUUUAUAUGGUUUCUGAACUUGAUUUUGUAAUAUCUAGUUUUGGAAGGUUGUAAAGUUAAUCAAUUGACCUUUGAAAAAAACCAGCAUUUGUACUGAUUUGUAUGCAUAUACACUUAUACAAAUCUGAUCAAGUCCAAGCCUGUAUGGGGAAAUUUUUUAGUGAAUAUAUACUUCAAUCUUCUUGUUGGUAAGUAUCCAUGCUCGUUGUUAAUGCAACUGUGAUCAUAUCUGAUGAAGUUUGUCGAAAUAUCAACUUAAAAAAUUGAUGGUAUGAGUAAUUGAUGGAAAUGCUGUAAUGCCUGAUAAUAGAUUCACAAUAUUUCGACCGUUUGUUUUAUGUAACACAUUUAAACUAGAAGACAUACAGAAAAGAAAGAGUGGGAGACAGAGAUUCAGAAUUUUCGGAAUAAAGAAGGAAUACAAAUCGCCUCACAAUUUCCAUUGCAAUUGAGAAAAAAAAAUCAUGAAUACAAAUACAUGCUGAAGAUUAGUGUAUAGAUGGAAAACUUCAAUGAGGUUCUUUGCCUUCUGAUAUUACACAAUUUUAUUGUGUAUUUUAAUAAUAUCUGUUUUUAUUGUGUCAGUUCAUCUCCGUCGUUGACCUUGGCUCAUUGUUGAUGAGCAAAUAUUAAUAUAUCAUUUUAUAAAAUCAUUUACAAAUCUACAAUAGAUAGCAAGUGGUUGGUAAAUUUUAAAACUUUCAUGUGUGUUUAUCUGGCAAUUAAUUAUAUCGGUGCGUUUCCAUUGAAACGUCCGUCUUAGCGUUAGGUUGGCUGGCACCCUUUCACUGCUUGCAUUCACACUAGCGCAAACAUUUGUCUAUUUAAAUGCUGCUGUCAUCUAUUCUUUGUGAAUAAGUUUUCGACCUUCGGUGAUAUCGCCUCGGCUUUCUUCUUGAGUACAAGGCAAUCAAGGUAAUCAUGUACUUGCCUCUAACAUUUUACGAUACAGUUGUUUGAGAAAACAUAAUAUCUGUCAUUGAAGGAAAUAAUCAUUUAUCUGUUGUGACUCUGCUUAAGUUUUUCAUUAAGUUUUUGGUUCAUUGUUCAGUCAUGGGAUUUGUUGGUAUGUUAUUUAAACUGGGAUUUACGGAUCUGUCUUCAUCAGCUUCCUAUAGUUUGUCUCUAUUUCAAAACUCUGGUGCAAGGAGAUCUGGUAUCGAAGGCCAUAGUUGUCAAUGGUGCGCCAUAGCAAGAAGCGCACCUGGCAGCCUCGGCGCCAGUCUCCAUUUCUCAGCACAUGCCUUCAGUGAGGCUUGCGUCACUUGUCUAACCGUGGUUUUGUGGCUUUGAUAGAUUGACAUUCCUAAACCAAACUUGACUUGUUUGUUUUCAUACCUUGCUGCUGUCUUGCUAUUAUCCUUGCUUAUUGAUUUGUUAACAAACGUUUUAGAAUUAAAUAUCUAUUUCUAAACCGACAUCUGAUUUCUAUUUAUAUUAGUACUUUAGAAUUUAUAUGCAUUUUUAUUAAAGUUGAUUUUAGCAUUUUUAUGCUUCCUUCUAUAGGUGCUGCUAUUAGUUCUGAGCAAAUAUAUUCAAUGUAUCUUCUUCUUUUUUCAGCUAAUUUCCAGCGAAUCUUCAGUAUUUAUUCAGAGCAUACCUGAGAUCCAUAAUGGUUAACACUAGAAAUCGUGUCUCAAGAACUCAUGUGUCUCAGCGUAGCAACCUCUUGGACAAUGAGAUCCUAGAAUCCAGAAAGUUCGUUGAACAAGAUUCAGAAAUUCAAUGGUCUAAUGCGUCUUGGGUGUGCGGUGAGAAGCUGAAGCACUACAAUUCUUUUCUCCAGAAAGGAAUUUCCAUAUUUAUUUGGUCUUUCGUGUGCGUUUGGGGGGAAGAUAACAAAAGCUACAUUGGCUAUGUAGAAGAUCUGUUUGAUAACCGGAGAAUGGAGAAAACAGCCCUUAUCCGCUGGUUUCUUCACAGCGAGGAUGUUGAAGGCCGAACCAUCCUCAAGAUGCAGCCCGAUCCACAAGAACUGUUCAUUACUUAUAAUGUGCAGGAGAUCAGUGCCAAAUGCAUUGAUGGUCUGGUUUCGGUACUGACCCCCAGCCACUUCAAGAAAUGCAACGAGGUAUUUCCGCAACAUACAUUGCUCAACUGUUUCUUUUGCCACCGAGAAAUCAAGAGCAACAGUGUGAGCAAGUUUUGUAUGAGUAAGCUACGUGGAUACGCCAAGCAGCAUCAUGUGGAACUUCUUACCGGGAUUUACACUGACGAAGGACACGAUCAAACCGAACAAGGUGACCCCUCUGCACCUCGAGGACUAAAAAAAUCCAAAAUUAAUAAUAAUUUCAGGAUUCAGCAAACCCGCGAUAUAGAGCCGCCUCAACCUGUUCGUGUGCAAGAGCGUCUCCCAGCUUGGCAUGUCGGUGAUCAUGUUGAGGUACUUUCUUUCGACAGCGGUAUGAGAGGCUGCUGGUUAAGGUGCAAGGUGUUAAGAAGGUCGCCGAGGUUCCUGUAUGUCCAAUACUAUGAUGUUAUCAACUCCGGGGAGUCUCAGAAAGUCGAGCAGUGUGUUCCUAGGGAGAGAGAAGCAGACCCCGACGAACUGGGCAUCAGAAUUUCCGGCCGUCUGAACGUCCGGGCCUGGCCUAACUGGAAUUCUUCAAAUGCAAGUCUUAGUGUAGGUACAGCGGUGGAUGCGUGGUGCGGGGAUGGGUGGUGGGAAGCAAUCGUGAUCGGAUGCGACCCGUGCUUGAAUAAUCAAAUACAGCUCUUCUUCCCGGGGGAGAAAAAGUUUCAGUCUGUCGAUAGGAAAGAUAUCAGGAUCGCCAAGGAUUGGGUGAACAACUACUGGGUGGACAUCAACCCAGUCCCCGACAUUCUCGCCUACUUGACAUCGCUGAUGAACCCUCCGCGGCUACCGGAGCCCCCCACCGCCCCCCGAUCUGAGGCGGCAGCGUAGAAGGCCGCCGACAGCAAGGGCCCUGCCCCUCAAGGGCCCGCCGAACGUAUGGAAGAGAAAUCGUCACCGCUUUCGUCACCAUGUCUUUCCAACUUCCAUUGACUUGACUGCUUUAGCUGAUACUGAUGACGUGAUAUGAUGUCGAUGAUGACGACAUGAAGAAGUACUUCGGACUGCGUUGGAUUGAUUAAAUGUUUUAUGUAUGAUAAAAAAAUUAAGGUGAGCUGAGCCCAUAGAAUAUUUGAUGCUAUAUAGUAAAAAUAAUUUUUUUUUAACAAAAAUAAAUAUAUUUGAAUUAUAUAUUUUUUUUUU
Messenger RNA from Andrographis paniculata, 5378 nucleotides. RefSeq lists its product as uncharacterized. Gene Ontology annotation, molecular function: chromatin binding. NCBI's taxonomy places the organism in Eukaryota, Viridiplantae, Streptophyta, Magnoliopsida, Lamiales, Acanthaceae. The record is from RefSeq and is a predicted model, not a curated record. The transcript is spliced from 6 exons. Bases 3774 to 5066 code for a protein of 430 amino acids.